Coffea eugenioides is the source of this 1815-nucleotide messenger RNA. Its product is annotated as protein NRT1/ PTR FAMILY 4.5-like. Gene Ontology annotation, molecular function: transmembrane transporter activity. The record is from RefSeq and is a predicted model, not a curated record. Gene Ontology annotation, cellular component: membrane. Bases 1 to 1815 code for a protein of 604 amino acids. The transcript has 6 exons. Gene Ontology annotation, biological process: transmembrane transport. NCBI's taxonomy places the organism in Eukaryota, Viridiplantae, Streptophyta, Magnoliopsida, Gentianales, Rubiaceae.
AUGCAGACAACUUUGUCUUUUGAGUUGGCCGAGAGGGGGAAACAUGGGCUUAUUGAAGGAAAGGUGGAUUGGAAAGGAAGAGCAGCAACCAAGGAUAAGCAUGGAGGAAUGCGAGCUGCAUUGCCAAUAUUAGGUACAUUCAUGUUUGCCAACAUGGCGGAUUUGUCAAUGGCAGUCAAUGGGACGACAUACUUCAAUGGGGUUAUGAACUUGAAUAUAGCAGAUGCAGCUAACCAAAUAACAAACUAUUCGGGCACUAGCUACAUCCUCACCAUCCUUGUGGCAGCCCUUGCAGACACCUAUCUUGGAAGAUUUAAAGCCAUUCUCAUAACGGCAUGUAUUGAGUUUUUCGGACUUGGAUUAUUAGCCCUACAAGCUCACUAUGCCAAGCUGAGACCACCCCUCUGCAACAAUCGUGAUCCAAAUGCUCAUUGUGUUGAAGUGCAUGGUGGUGAUGCUGCGUUCUUGUUUGUUGCCCUUUACUUAGUUGCAUUAGGAAGUGGAGGAAUAAAAGCUGCACUGCCAUCACAUGGUGCUGAUCAAUUUGAAGAGGAUGAUCCAAAGGAAGCAAAGCAGAUGUCAACAUUAUUCAAUUGGUUACUAUUAGUCGUAUGCAUUGGUGGGGCGAUAAGCGUAACUCUUAUAGUAUGGAUACAAGACCACAAAGGUUGGGAUAUAGGCUUCGGCUUAAGCACCUUUGCCAUGUUCCUAGGUAUUGUAGUUCUUGUUGCUGGUUUGCCGCAUUACCGUAUACAUGUUGUGAAAGGAAGUAGUGCCAUCACUGAAGUCAUUCAGGUCUAUGUAGCAGCGUUCCGUAAUAGAAAGCUUCAACUCCCCGAUGAUCCCUCUAUGUUGUAUGAAAUGAGUUUAGACAAUGAAGCUGCAACAAAAGCAGAAUUUCUACCUCACACUUCUGAUUUGAAGUUCUUGGACAAAGCAGCCAUCCAGACGCCACCAACAGAAUCUGAAGAAACAAAUCCUUGGGAACUUUGCCGAGUGACACAAGUAGAAAAUGCAAAGAUUCUUCUGAAGAUGCUUCCUAUCUUUUGUUGUUCCAUAAUUAUGACCCUAUGCUUAGCCCAACUCCAAACCUUUUGUGUUCUGCAAGGUACCACCAUGGACACAAAUAUUACCAAACAUUUUCAGGUACCACCUGCUUCUCUCCCCAUCAUUCCAAUCAUUUUCCUGAUCAUUCUUGUACCCAUCUAUGAUGGAUUAAUAGUUCCAUUUAUCCGGAGAUUCACUGGUCUCCCCACUGGCAUAACUUAUUUGCAACGAGUAGGCGUCGGCCUGGUUCUUUCUGCCGUGUCAAUGGCAGUUGCUGCAUUUGUGGAAGUCAAGCGAAAAAACGUUGCACGAUCUCACAACAUGCUUGAUGCAAUCCCGCUACUCCAGCCAUUGCCCAUCCAUGUCCUUUGGUUGUCAUUUCAGUACUUCAUAUUUGGGAUAGCUGACAUGUUUACAUAUGUUGGACUUCUUGAAUUUUUCUAUUCUCAGACACCUAAAAAGCUAAAAGCCCUUUCUUCCUGUUUCUUGUGGACCGCAAUGGCAAUUGGGUAUUUUUUGAGCACCAUACUCGUCAACAUAGUUAAUGGCGCAACAAAGAGAAUCACAAAAAGUGGAGGUUGGUUGGCCGGCAACAAUCUCAAUAGAAACCAUUUGAACCUCUUCUACUGCCUACUUUCAACAUUAAGCAUAAUCAAUUUUUUGAUCUACUUGUUCUUUGCCAUGAGAUACAAGUACAGGCCACAGACUAUAGAUGUUUCGGAUGAGGCUAAGCCAAAUGAGCUGGAGAAAGUUGACCCACAGAAUUAA